AUGAAAGAAAACAAAUUCAAUACUCAACCAGUUUUCAGAAUCAAUGAAGCAGUCGUUGCGAAUUACGAACAAAAUGGGAGUAGCUCAAUCGAGACAUGUUCAUGGGUAGAAGCGAGAGGUCUUCGAAAGAAGGGUGCUUUUGAUUUCAAUAAUCACUCUGCUCGUUGUAGUUUUGUAUAUUCUCAUGACUCGCGUAUCUCGAAUUACCAAGAGAGUGUUGUGGGUUCCGACAAAGCUUGUGCAAUUUAUUACAAAUGUGGUCCAUAUAUUUAUUUUGAGUCUUUGUUGUUACACAUUUGUUACAUUUUUAGUUUUACUGGGAACAUGGGUGCCGUACAAUCCGAAGAGCUGAAUAUGAAUGAAGCUGUUGAACAUGUUGAAGAGCUUGUGAAGAAAAAGGCUAGUUCUCUCUCAAAUGAAGAAAAGAGGGAAUUGCAAGAGUUUUCUGAGUUAUAUAAUUCACGACUUGAACAAAUGGAGAAAAACGUAAGUACAGCAAAAGAGGUUGUUGGAAGAACGAACGGUCCGACAUUCAAUGAUUUUGCGAAAGCAACAGCAGGCUUAAAACGUCUCAUUCGUGUUUGCAGGGAAAGACUAGAAACAAACGAAGAAAAGAAAGUAAUUUUUCAUCAAAAGGCAAUUGAGGCAAGAAAGCAGGGAAGGACUGAGGAAUGCAAAAGCUACCUUCUCAUGGAAAAAUCCCUUAAAGAAUCAACAAGUAAGUUGACUAAGUCAAUUCAGUCCGUAUAUGACCGCAUUCAUGAUGUCACAGAAGCUGAUAUGUGCAAUUCUUUCUUUGCGACCAUGGAGAAAGUCUCUGAAGCGCUUACAGUAAUUACCGAUAAAAUCUCUUCCAUGAAUCCUGAAGAGCUUCGUGAUCGUAUCGAUGCUCUGGAUGCAUAUCUUGGAGAAAUCGAUGCAGCCAUUGAGCCAGACGAACCUGACGAUUUGGACGAAUAUUUGAAGGAAGUCGACGAUCUCAUCGCAGAGGAGGACAAGGAGGGAGCAGCUGCUCUUCCUUCAGUCCCCACAACCGAAGUGAAAUCUGUUUCAGAAGUGAAAGACAAGAAAAGAGUAGCCGAAUUGGAAUAG
Molecule: messenger RNA, 1092 nt
Organism: Blastocystis hominis
Lineage: Eukaryota; Bigyra; Opalinata; Blastocystidae
Exons: 6
Coding region: 1-1092 (363 amino acids)
Biological process (GO): vacuolar transport
Source: RefSeq, a predicted model, not a curated record